UCUAGUCCAAUAUAAGUUGAAUAAGUAGUUGCAUAUACAAUACGUAAGUUAUAGAAUAAAUUAUAUGGAUUUCUAUGAGGUGAUAGUGUGGUGCUCUCUCUUACUUUCUUCCUUCAUACCCAACAUCACUGCACUGAGCAGUAUCACUCCAAAUAAGCCCUUGCAUAGUAAUGAAACCCUGGUUUCAGCAUCUGGAACCUUUGAAGCAGGAUUCUUUAGCAUUGGAAGUUCUCAGAGAUAUUACUUUUGCAUAUGUUACAAGAAUAUAUCACCUAGAACAUUUGUAUGGGUGGCCAACAGAAACACCCCAUUGGAUAACUCCACUGGGGUUUUGAAAGUCAGUGAUUGGGGGAAUCUUGCUGUACUUGAUGGCACUGGUGCAAAUGUUUGGUCAUCCAAUGCAUCAACCACUGUUCAGAAGCCAACUGUGGAGCUCUUGGACUCUGGCAACCUUGUUGUGAAAGAUGGUGGUAGUAAUGCCCCAGAAAAGAUUUUGUGGCAAAGCUUUGAUUAUCCUGGUGACACUUUACUUCCUGGAAUGAAACUCAGAAGCAGUUUUGUGACAGGUGCACUUAGUUCUCUGACAUCAUGGAGGAACACGGAAGAUCCUGCUGUGGGGGAAUUUUCAUUGUAUAUUGAUCCUCAUGGUUUUCCUCAGAGAGUGACUACAAAGGGAGGGACUUGGUUGUACAGAGCAGGUUCGUGGAAUGGUUAUCAAUUCUCAGGAGUUCCUUGGAAACUGUUGCCCAAUUUCUUCAAUUACUAUUUUGUGUUAACCAAGGAGGAAGUGUAUUAUGAGUAUGAACUCUUGGAACGUUCUGUUGUUACAAGGUUUGUGAUCAACCAAGCAGGUAGCGAUCAACGUUUCACAUGGUCAGAGAGAACAAAGAGUUGGGAGCUUUUUGCCUCUGGCCCCAGGGAACAGUGUGAAAACUAUGGCUUGUGUGGUGUAAAUUCUGUUUGCAAUGUAAAUAGCUACCCCAUAUGUGAAUGCUUGGAUGGUUUUAUCCCUAAGUUCACAGAAAAGUGGAGAUCAUUGGAUUGGUCUGGUGGGUGUGUUCGGAGAAUGAGUCUGAGUUGUGACAAUGAAGAUUGUUUUGUUAAGUACGAGGGAAUGAGAUUGCCAGACACAUCUUCCUCCUGGUAUGACGCAAGAAUGAGUCUUGAUGAAUGUGAGAGGGUGUGCUUGCAAAACUGCUCUUGCACAGCAUACACAAACUUAGAUGUCAGAGGUGGUGGGAGUGGCUGCCUUCUUUGGUUUGGUAACAUUGUGGAUAUGGGAAAACAUCUCUCCCAAGGACAAGAGAUUUACAUACGAAUGGCUGCUUCAGAUAUAGAGAACACUUGGCAUAAAAGGCACAUUAACAAGAAGCUUGUGGUGGUUUUGGCAGUACUCGUUGCGUUCAUUAUAGUCAUAACAUUAGGAUCAGUUCUAUACAUACGGAGAAAACUUGAGAAACAAGGAAAGACAAAUACAGUGGACCAGAUGCCUCACACUAUAAAACAUGGGAAGAAAGACAUUGACUUACCAACCCUUGAUUUAUCAACCAUUGAUAAUGCCACUCGUAAUUUCUCUGUCAAUAACAUAUUGGGAGAAGGUGGAUUUGGACCAGUUUACAAGGGUGUUCUGGCAAAUGGACAAGAAAUAGCUGUUAAGAGACUUUCCAAAAAUUCUGGACAAGGAUUAGAUGAAUUCAGAAAUGAAGUGGUGUUGAUUGCCAAUCUUCAGCACCGGAAUCUUGUAAAGAUUCUAGGAUGUUGUGUUCAAGAGGAGGAGAGAAUCUUAAUCUAUGAAUUCAUGCCUAACAGGAGCUUGGAUCUUUACAUUUUUGAUAACACAAGAAAGAAAUUAUUGGAUUGGAGCAAACGCUUCCAAAUUAUAAGUGGCAUAGCUAAAGGUCUUCUAUAUCUUCAUCAUGAUUCUAGACUAAGGAUCAUUCACAGAGAUAUCAAAGCAAGCAAUAUUCUUCUUGAUAAUAAUAUGAAUCCAAAGAUAUCAGACUUUGGACUAGCAAGAAUGCUUGUUGGUGAUCACACUAAAGCCAAUACAAAAAGGGUUGUAGGAACUCAUGGUUACAUGCCUCCUGAAUAUGCAGUGUAUGGAUAUUUUUCAGUGAAAUCAGAUGUCUUCAGCUUUGGUGUUAUUGUGCUAGAGAUUGUUAGUGGGAGGAAGAACACAAAAUUUCUUGAUCCACUGAACCAACUUAACCUUAUAGGGCAUGCUUGGAGAUUGUGGAGUGAAGGGAGGCCUUUGGAGCUGGUUGAUGAAUCACUAGGUGAUUCAGUCAUUGAAAGUGAAGUGUUGAAAAUUGUUCAUGUGGGGCUCUUGUGCGUGCAAGAAAGACCAGAGGAUAGGCCCAACAUGUCAAGUGUGGUUCUGAUGCUGAAUGGUGAGAGCCCAUUGCCCAAGCCCAAGCAGCCUGCAUUUUAUCCACACCAUGAAGAUUUUUCUUCAUCCACCAAGUGUGAAUUCAGCUCAAAUGAUAUGUCCAUCAGUUUAGAGAUGGAAAGCUUAAAGGCAAUGGUUUUGUGGUCUCUUGUGUUGCAUUUCAUACCAGGUUUGAGCACCCUUGAAACCAUUGGUCCUGGCCAAUCAGUGAAGGAUAAUGAGACUCUAGUUUCAGCAGAAGGGACUUUUGAAGCAGGGUUCUUCAACUUUGGGGAUCAAAGUAGUCAAUACUUUGGUAUAUGGUACAAGGAUAUUUCUCCAAGAACAGUUGUGUGGAUAGCCAAUAGAGAUACUCCAGUUCAAAACUCCUCAGGAGUUUUGAAUGUAACUCAUGUGGGAAAUCUUUUCAUUUUGAAUGGUUCAGGGGCCACAUUCUGGUCUUCCAAUACAUCAACAGCUGCAAAGAAUCCUGUUGUGCAGCUUUUGGAGACUGGAAAUCUUGUUGUGAGAGAAGAAAGCAACCCAGAGAAUCUUCUAUGGCAGAGUUUUGAUCUUCCUGGGGACACUUUGUUGCCAGGGAUGCGACUUCGAAGUAGCAUGGGAAAUGGCAGUUUUACAUCUCUGACAUCUUGGAGAGACACAGAAGAUCCUGGUAGAGGUGUGUAUUCAUAUCACAUAGAUACUCGUGGUUUUCCUCAAGUGGUGAUUACGAAGGGAGGGGCAUUGUUGUAUAGGCCAGGUUCAUGGAAUGGCAAUAUUUUAUCUGGAAUUCCUUCUGCAACAUUGUACAAAAUCUUUAAUUUCUCUUUUGUUAUAACUGAGAAGGAAGUCUCUUAUGGAUAUGAACUACUGAACAAGUCAAUUGUUUCGAGGUACAUGAUCACGUUAACAGGUCAAAUACAACGUUUUGUUUUGUCUGAUUUGACAAAUAGUUGGCAGCUUUUCUACUCAGGCCCCGCAGACCAGUGUGAUAAUUAUGCCGUUUGUGGGGUGAAUUCUAAUUGUGAUGUAAAUAGCUCUCCAACGUGUGAGUGCCUUCAGGGUUUCAUUCCCAGAUCCGAAGAAAAAUGGAAUGCACAAAACUGGUCAGAUGGGUGUGUUAGGAGAGUUAAUUUAGAUUGUGGCAACAGUGAUGGCUUUCAGAAGUAUCAGGGAACGAAGUUGCCGGACACAUCAACCUCAUGGUUUGACAGAAGCAUGAACCUUGAGGAAUGUAAGAAUUUCUGUCUGGAAAACUGCUCCUGCACAGCAUAUGCAAAUUUAGAUAUCAGAAAUGGUGGAAGUGGAUGCUUGCUUUGGUUUAAUAACAUUGUGGACGUGAGAAAACUAACCACCGGAGGACAAGAUCUUUUCAUAAGAUUGGCAGCUUCAGAUCUAGGUCAUGAAAAAGGCUUACGCAAGAAGCAGCUUGCAGGAAUUCUUGCAGGUUCUGCAGUGUUUAUUGUGGUCAUGAUAUUAUUGGCAGUGGCCAUACUUCGGAGAAAAAGGCUUGAGAAGCCAGGAAACAACAAAAGUGUUAGCUGGAAAAAUCACUCUGUUAAGACACAGAAGGAAGACAUUGACAUUCCAAUAUUUAAGUUUUCAACCAUAGCUAAUGCAACUAAUGACUUUUGCGUUACUAACAUAUUGGGAGAAGGUGGAUUUGGACCAGUUUACAAGGGUACUUUGGCAAAUGGCCAAGAUAUAGCUGUGAAGCGGCUUUGCAAUAAUUCAGGACAAGGACCGAAAGAGUUCAUAAACGAAGUUGUGCUAAUUGCUAAUCUUCAGCACCGGAACCUUGUGAAGCUUCUUGGGUGUUGCAUUCAAGAUGAUGAGAGGAUCUUGAUAUAUGAAUUCAUGACUAACAAAAGCUUGAACUACUUUAUUUUUGAUGAAGCUAGAAAAUGUUUGCUAGAUUGGGCUCAGCGCUUCCAAAUUAUUCGUGGGAUUGCCAGAGGGCUUCUCUAUCUUCAUGAAGAUUCUAGAUUAAGAAUUAUCCAUAGAGAUCUCAAGACCAGCAAUAUUCUUCUAGAUGAAAACAUGAAUCCAAAAAUAUCAGACUUUGGUCUCGCUACAUCAUUUGGAGGAGAUGAAGUUGAAGGCCAAACAAAGAGAAUAGUGGGAACUUAUGGUUAUAUUUCUCCAGAAUAUGCAGCCCGUGGGAAUUUCUCAGUGAAAUCUGAUGUCUACAGUUUUGGUGUUAUAUUACUGGAGAUAGUUUGUGGAAAAAAGAAUAGGGAAUAUUCUGACGAUCAUGAUCAUGACCUUCUUGGACAUGCAUGGAGACUUUGGUGUGAAGAAAAACCAAUGGAGUUGAUAGAUGAAUCACUAGGCGAAUCAGUAGCUCUAGCUGAAGCUGAUGUAUUGAGAUGUAUUCACAUUGGGCUUCUAUGUGUACAAGACAGAGCAGAGGAUAGACCAGAAAUGUCAUUAAUAGUUCUUAUGCUGAAUGGUGAGAAACCAUUGCCCAGGCCAAGGGAACCUGCUUUUUAUCCCCAUCAAUCUGGCUCUUCAUCAGGAAAUAGUAAACUGCAAUCAAACAAUGAGAUUUCUAUUUCAUUGUUGGAGGCAAGAUAGUUUAUUUAUAUAUAUGAAGUUAUAGAAUUCAAUGUAAAUGAGGCAACAUCAGUCAACAUAAGAUAUAUGCUACAGUUUCACCAGAUGAAAUACAUAUUUCUGUGUCCUGUGCUGUAGGCCACUUAGAGACAGGGAAAAGUUUUUUCACUUGCAUGACAAUCCGACAUGGAAUUGCUGGGAACAUCAAUCCAAAAUUUCCAAAUCUUGAUGCAAGUAAUUGAAAAGCUUCCAAGGCUUGGCGAAUGCGUCUUCACUCUUGAAGAGGUGUGAUAAUUUAAGCCACUAUCUAAGCAAAGUCAUGAACUUUUGCUAUGUAAAGGCAUCAUGUGCGGAGGGAAGACAUACAUAAUCUAGAGAGAGGGGAUCAUGACGGGGAAAGGGCCAAAAAAAUAUAACAACUUGGCAAAGAG
Vigna umbellata (rice bean) is the source of this 5355-nucleotide messenger RNA. Lineage: Eukaryota; Viridiplantae; Streptophyta; Magnoliopsida; Fabales; Fabaceae. The record is from RefSeq and is a predicted model, not a curated record.